Kluyveromyces marxianus DMKU3-1042 is the source of this 585-nucleotide messenger RNA. RefSeq names its product 2-oxo-4-hydroxy-4-carboxy-5-ureidoimidazoline decarboxylase. Lineage: Eukaryota; Fungi; Ascomycota; Saccharomycetes; Saccharomycetales; Saccharomycetaceae. The transcript has a single exon. The record is from RefSeq and is a predicted model, not a curated record. Bases 1 to 585 code for a protein of 194 amino acids.
AUGACUAGACUACCUAAUUUCAACGACUUUUUGAGUUUGGAAUUGCCUGCCCAAGUAGACGUCUUAGAUGUCUUAUUUGAGCAUACUGAUUCGCUUGUUUGGUUCACGCUUCAGAAUAAGCAAUUUAUGUCUGGCAGAUGGAGUUCCUAUAAAGAAUUUCUCGAAGCCAUCAGGAGUAGAUUACAGCAGGUCUGCGAUGACACGGAAAAAGAAGGUAUUAGCAGCCGAGGAGUAGAUCAUUUGGCUAACAUAAUUGGAGCUCAUCCGAGACUAGGGGAACCGAAGGCAAAACUUUCUGAACACUCUAAAAGAGAACAAUCGAAACUUACAGGUACCGGUAAUAACUCCCCUGAUGUUCUUGCCAAGUUGAAGCAGUUGAACGAUAAGUACGAAUCAACGUAUGAGGGGUUAAAAUUCGUUGUUUUUGUUAACGGAAGAUCUUAUGAGCAGAUCAGUAAGGUUAUGGAGCAAAGGAUAAACUCUGGUAACUCAUGGUUCCAGGAGUGUCGGUUAGCCGUGGACGAGAUGGUCGACAUUGCGCUUGAUAGAUUAGAUAAAUGUAGCGAAAUGAAAGGAAAAAUAUGA